Anoplopoma fimbria (sablefish) is the source of this 2457-nucleotide messenger RNA. RefSeq names its product RILP-like protein 1. The record is from RefSeq and is a predicted model, not a curated record. The transcript has 8 exons. Gene Ontology annotation, molecular function: protein dimerization activity. Lineage: Eukaryota; Metazoa; Chordata; Actinopteri; Perciformes; Anoplopomatidae. Bases 266 to 1621 code for a protein of 451 amino acids. Gene Ontology annotation, biological process: cilium assembly. Gene Ontology annotation, cellular component: ciliary basal body; cytoplasm.
UGUACACUGACUUGAAUAUACGCCAUGAGACACAUGUACGAGUUUUUGCGGUGACAUUGAAUGCAGCAUCAAAAGUGACGCGCUGCUUCAGAAGUUGGCAAAGUUUUAAACUGUCAACAAACUUCUCUCUAUGUCCACACACGCUUCGUCUAGCUUGCGUACCCUAGUUUUUUUUUUUUUGUACAGCAAUGUGAGUCUCCUCAGAGUGUCAGGGGAUAGACAGAUAUGUUGAAUGUCGGAGGUUUAAAUAAAGCAGAGGGCAGACAUGGACACCAGCGUUAUGUCAGCGCUGGACAGACCCGCUGCGGAGCUGACGGUCACGGAUGUGUACGACAUAGCGGCGGGGAUCGGACAGGAGUUUGAGCGGAUCAUCGACAGGUUUGGGUGCGAGUCUCUGGUCGGGGUGGUGCCCAAAGUGGUGCGGGUCCUGGAGCUGCUGGAGGCCCUGGUGAGCUGCGGAACCACCGGGCAGGAGGCCGAGGAGCUGCGGAGGGAGCUGGAUAGACUGCGGCAGGAGCGGAGCGACAGAUCCGAGCAGGAAAGGAAGCACCAGAGGGAGUUGGAGCUGGUGGAGGAUGUGUGGCGAGGAGAAGUCCAGGACCUGCUCUCUCAAAUCACCCAGCUUCACGCUGAGAACAAGAGGCUGUUAGUGAACCUCUCGCUCAAAGAGUCCCCCAUCACAGAGGAAGACCUGCAGAAACAGGAGGGAAUGUCAGAGAAGGAAAGGCAGGUGAUGAAAAAGCUGAAAGUCUUGGUGGAUAAGCAGAGGGAUGAAAUCCGGGCUAAAGACCAUGAGCUGACACUAAAAAACGAGGAUGUUGAGGCGCUCCAGAUGCAGCAGCAUCGGCUGAUAAGAAUCAACCAGGAUCUUCGUCACAGGAUAGGAGUGAUGGAGGCUCAGGGCAAGGCGCUGAUCCAGCAGAGGGCUGAGCUGGAAGCUGAAGCCCAAGCACUGCAGCAGGAGCUGGUGCCUCUGCAGCUGGAGGUCUCAAGGCUGAGAAAGGAGCUCCAGGGGUGGGAAAUGGAGAAUGAGGUCACUGAUAUAGGAGAAACCUCUCUUACCAGAUCUGGGAUGUCACCACAUAAGUCCUUGCCAUCUAACUCCAUCAAACCAAAUUCAGUGUGGGCGGAGUGUGGAGGGGACCUUGACUUCCUGGCAAACUGCUUUGAGCGUGACAAGAGUCCUUCACUUCUCCAAAGGUCAUCAAAAAGAGCAAAUAAUGAGGAAGAGGGUGACAAAGAUGAGGACACGACAACAUUGUUACUGAAGGUAUCAGAUGAUACAGAUCAAGAUCAAGAGCCAGAUCCCCAGGAGCAGGACUCAGACAAACCACGCUUCACCCUGCAGGAGCUGCGGGACGUCCUGCAGGAGAAGAAUGAACUCAAGGCCCAGGUGUUCUUGCUACAGGAAGAGCUAGCAUAUUUCAAAAGUGAAGAGUCUGAGGAUGACAUCAGCUUCAUGGUUUGUCCUCCAUCUCCUCCACCGUGCUCCAGUUCCACUGAUCAGACCGAAUCAGGAAUUAGACGCUUGAUCUUCACUGCCAUAAUGCCGAUGGUGGCAGCCGGUUUGAUUGCAGAUGACCCUACAUUGUUGCCAACCAGAAGACUUUUCUUUGUAUGACCUUGCGUUUAAAUUAUACAGUGGUUCCACACUGUGUCUACACCCGUAUGUUUCUCUCAACAAAGGUUAUGGAUUACAAGAACUGAUUCAAUUGCUGCAUUACUUUGUUAUUUUAAACUAAAUCUGUAUGGUUUUCAUACAGUUGAAACUGUAAUGAAUGCACUACUGUUGUCAACUUGUAUAACACAUUUUGGCCAUUUCUGGACCCUUUAAAGUGUAUGUAUGACCUCUAAGUGGCAUCAGGAAAAACCAUAAGGUGUAAUGAUGCACAUGCUGCUUUAAUGUCAAAUAACUUGGCACCCAAGUUUCCCACUAUAUUUCUUGAUCAAAAUACAGAAAUUCUGUCACUGCAUUUCUCAGAGGAUAAAUUGAGUUUUCACCAACAAAAUCAAGUUUCUUAGCAGUCUCUGAAUAAUGACUUAAAAAGUCAGAGAUUGGUGUAUCUGCUAUAAGACGGAUAGAUUGAACAUCUUGUGUCAUUUAUAUUAAUGUGACGUUAAGAUGUAUCUGAUUAUAUAACAAAUUAUUGUCAAGUGUUUGAGUCAUUUUUCAAGGUGCUGCAAAUGAGCUGGAUGAUCAUGUGCCUCUAUUUUCCACAAAUUGACUGUUUGGGAUAAUGUGCUUAUUCCCCUGAAUUUAUGAAAAGAGGAUGUUACCGUAUACCUGCAGAACCACAUUGUGGCCCACCCUUCUGGGGUUUACAUCAGUACAGUCAUACUGUUAAAACACCAGUAGGACCAGCACACCUAUUCCAACAAUAGUUCAAUAAUGAGUACUGUAAAAUUAUGCCCUAUGAACCAAUAUGUGCUGCCUUGCACCUCUAAAAUAAUGCUUGU